Molecule: messenger RNA, 309 nt
Organism: Cadophora gregata
Lineage: Eukaryota; Fungi; Ascomycota; Leotiomycetes; Helotiales; Ploettnerulaceae
Exons: 2
Coding region: 1-309 (102 amino acids)
Source: RefSeq, a predicted model, not a curated record
AUGUUCUCCCAAGCGCUUACCAUCCUCCUCCAGCUCUCUCUCUUCUCCCUCGUCAUGGCAGAGGAGACGAUGCUCGCGACAUCCCACGGCAACGCCUGGAAAUACGGCAGUGGAGGUGGGAUCGUUGGGCUUAUUGUUUUAGUUCUCGAUGUGAUUGCGUUCAUCGAGAUCCUCAAAUCUGGUCGCCCAGCCCUCAAUAAGCUGCUUUGGUGUCUCCUUGUCUUCCUCUUCCCAAUCGUUGGCUUGAUUAUCUAUUUCUUCUUCGGACGUACUGCUUCUAGCAGUGGAUCUUACGAGCCUAUCGUCUAG